AUGUCUUUCGUGUUGCUUGACGAGCUCGUCGCUGCUGCAUCCAAAAAGCUUGAAUCUAGCGGUGUUGCUAGUGUAGGCGAAAGUCCCGAUACUGUUCCCGACGAUAUCGACGUAUUAAAGCCUUCGGUCACUAGUGAGCCUGGCCUAGACGAUGAGGUUGUAGACGAGUAG
Canariomyces notabilis is the source of this 171-nucleotide messenger RNA. RefSeq lists its product as uncharacterized. NCBI's taxonomy places the organism in Eukaryota, Fungi, Ascomycota, Sordariomycetes, Sordariales, Chaetomiaceae. The transcript has 2 exons. Bases 1 to 171 code for a protein of 56 amino acids. The record is from RefSeq and is a predicted model, not a curated record.